GUAUUGUAUCGAAUGCUGCGCGGCUCUUUGUUCAUCAUACAUUCCCCGCGAAGCGCUUCGCUCAUGGCGUGCGAGCGAUAGAUACAGGUCUAAGCCAUUGCACUAGUUAGGUUAGGCUAGGAACCAAAACUGCGCACUGCAGCCCUACACGGGCUUUGCUCGGACAAUGCAGCAACAAACGGGCAGUGGAGCUGGGGGCAGGCGGCAGACAGCAGUCGUCACAUGCCCCAAGUCUAUGGUUGGGCGUGUAAUAGGGAGAAGCGGUGAAACUAUCAAGGCUCUUCAAACCUACACAGGAGCUCUGAUCCAGAUUGACCAAACCUGUGACCCUACGAAGAUUGCUAUCAGCGGGACCCCACAGAACUUGAACCUGGCGCUAUCUAUGGUGCAUGAUAUUGUGCGUGGAACUUUUAAGGGCUUCGCGUUGCUCCGGCAAGCAACAGGGCAUUGCAGUAAGGGGCCACAGCAGAUUGCAAGCCGGCCAGUGUACGCCCCUGGUUAUGGUCUGAUACCUCCUUCACAGUUGUACGGCAGUGGAGAUGCCGGUGCCAUGCUGCACGCCGCCGCAGCCGGCUUCCUCACACCUCGGGGCCUGCCGGGGGCUGCGGGGCUAGCGGGCGCGGCCGGGACCUAUCCGCAGCUGCUAGGGGGGCCCGGAGCCCUAGCGACGGCGCCUCGACCGCUUCUGAUGGGCAUGCCGCCGGUACACCUGCAGGCCUCACCGCUGCACGCGCCGGUGUACAACAUGAUGGGGGCACCCGUGUACUUCUCGCCGCUGGACUUCUCGGGGUCCUCAGCACCCCACAUGGCGGCCCACCUCAGCAACGGCGGAGGAGCCCCCGAGAUGGUCCUAUACACCGACGGUACGGCACCGCUUCUCGCAACCGCACCCUCCGCUGCCGGCGGCGGCGCCGGCGGCAUCAUGACGGGCAGUCGCCUCUUCCACUCCGUGUCGCAUUCGAACGGCGGCGGCGCUGCCAAUGGUGGCGGCGGCGGCGGUGCGGAAGCGACGUCGUACGGCACAUCCGCCGCCGGCGGGGGCGGUCCGCGGGGCGUGUCAUCGGGGGGCUUGGUGGUUGACACCGAGGGGGCGCUCUACACCUACCAGUAGCAGCAGCAGCAGCAGGAGGAGGAGCAGGAAACAUGGUGAGGGCGCUGGGCGGUAGGAGGAGAACCCGCCCCCACACUGCUAGGUUGGGGAGCGGAGGGGAGUGCGGGUGGAGAGGCGGGAGGGCAGCCGCACGUCGUGACGGCUGGUGUGGUCCCUUCCUGUACCUUCAUGAUGACGUAACCCCAAGCCAGCGAGGGCAUGGAGGCUGCCAUCGUGCUCUGUGGGUAUGUAUCUUGCUGCGGGGCACGCUGUCAUGGCCCAGGGGUCGGGACGGUGGUUUCCAGGGCGCGGAAUGCAUGGAGCUAAGAGCUGACGGGGUAUUUUGGAUUUGGAGGGCCAUUGGGGCUGAGGUCGUAUCUCAUGUGCUGUUGGGCGGCGCGUGAUUGCUCGGGACGCAAGGAAAAAAGUAUAAGAGGCACAAAAGCCGGCAUGGAUCGGAUGGGGAUCUGCUUUCUCGUUCUUCAUUAUAGUGAAGCACUACAAGGGGUGUGGUUAUACGCGUGACAUUGUAUUUGGGGUGUUUGGGUGGGAAAUGACACCAAAAGUAACACAAAAGACGACGGAGACAGUGAGGGAGGGAGAAAAAUGAAUUGUAGUGUACGGGAAGGAACGGUGUACGGAAGUAUUGGGGUGUGUACGGAUGUACGGUUUAUUACUAAGUGCGUGCCAAUGUGAGUGCUGUUUGGGCGCCUGUGUGGUCAUGCGUGUUAUGGAAACUGGCCGUUGGUCAUGUCCCUCAUGUGUGAAGAAAACUGGCCGGAGACGGAACGUACUGUGAUUGCUGGUCUGGUCUUGUGUGUUCAGAAAACUAGCCAAACACACGCGCACUGUGUGUGUGUUUCUUCGUUCUAUGACCCGCUCCGGCAGCCUCGCGGGGAUGUCAAGAAGAAGAAGAAGUCGUAGAAUGUGUGUUUUCGUGGCCUUGCAUGGGGAUUGCUUCAGGGUUGUCCCUGUGAUGUUGCUGCUGGGGCUAUAGGGGUUUGCUGCGUUAGGUGGCCAGCCGGUCGGCCGCUGCUACCCUGGUCAGCGAAAGUGAACAAGACACGAACCGUUUUUUGCCGGAGCAGUGACUAGGAGUGUCUGCUUUUCUCGCUUGAUACCAAGGAAAUGCAGGAAAGGAGACAUGCAGCGCGCCCCUCCUAUUCAGGCUAUUAUGCAUUAGUCGAAGGUGAUUGCGGUGGUUGUUUAUUGGCGGUUGCGGCUAUUGCUAGGCUUGUGAUUGCGGGUAUUGAUAUAGGUUGGUGGUUGCUGUUGGGAUUGUGAAGCUGGGAUGGACUCCUGUUGUGGAAAAGCGGUUGGCGGUGCUCCAACCAGAUUGGGCCGUUGGGCGGUUAAAUGGCGCGGCAACAAAAGUGAGGUCCUAGCGCGACAUUUGAAAGCCUAAAACCGCGUUCGGGGUACUAGGGUCUGCUGAUGCGUUUGGUGGUAUUCGACGGUUAACAGCCGGCGUGAAUGUGCGUGCGUGCGACCAUGCUAUAAAAGAAAAAACGUGAUGCAGUGUCAAGCAAGCCAUUACGGUGAUACUCGUUUGCGGUGACAUUCCGUUGCUCCUAUUAGCGCGUUAUGGCGUACUCAGUGUGCGCACCUGUGGAGACUGUUUCGGGCCUUGCAUGGGGUGCAGCCAGGUGGGGUGAGGAGGAGCUGCGUGCUGUGGAGGAUAUGACAACAACCUGUGACCCGCCGUGUGUACAUGGAGGGUACAAUGGAAACCGCGGCAUCCUCCGAUGUUAUUGCUCGCUGUGGGCGUGCGCAUGUGUGUGUGUGUGUUCAGGAAACGGGCCGCGAGUAGGAACCUAUGGAAUUGUCAGAAGAUGAGACAGGAGGAGGGGGAUGAAGCAUGGAGGUGUAGGUUGCGAGAGUGUUUGGCUUCCAGUGUGGUCCUUAAAGGGGAAGUGGACGCCAAAUACUUCGUCCCGCUCUGCUCUGCAGCCCAAUAACUGGAUGUUGAUCCUAGGCUAUUGCUGCUGCUGUUCUUAUCUCGGACGCGUGUCUUGCUAUGCUAUGAUAUCCUUGCUUGCAGCCCUUAUGCUUGCACGGAUGGCUGUCUUGUCUCCGCGUGUAAUGGUAUGUGUCUGUUCCUGUCUGUUUGUCGCCUGUUUGUCGAUUUCGAACUUUGAAGCAGUAGGAGUACGAAGAUCGGCGCUGUCUCUGUCUCCGCGUUGUGGUCUGAAUGGUUUGCGUGGGUUGAGUUAUGUGAUCCAGGUUAAGAGUGGCGUGUUGUGCGCUGCUGUGCUAUGUGCGAUAGGUGCGGUGUGAUGUAUCUACUGCCGUUUGUCGUAUACGCUGGAUUAAAAGGAGCGGAACGUGAGAAAGAUUCGCAUCACACCAAGAAGAAUGUCAAAGCGAAGAGGUGGUUUAGUAUCCUGAAGAGUUCAUGUUACAGGUACAUCUAGAGCUGUAGGCCACUAUACUUUAUUCGGGUUAUUGAUGCGGACAGCUUCUUUUAUGUGACCCACAUUGUUUCAAUUGUCGUGCUUUGUUGUACCAUUGCCUGGUCUACGGCACAUCCUUGUGAUGUUGGCGCGGGUUGUUGGUGCGGCGGUUGCUAGGCGCGGGAAUGUUGGGUUGCCGUCUUCAAGCUCGGUGCCUGUCCGCCAGCCGGGGUGCAGCUUGCGUCAGAUAGAUGGCAUUAUAAUGCUCUACGUCGUCUGACGCGCCCUUAUCUCCGGUUGCUCAUAUGUUGGAGGGUCCGAUGGCAUAAAUGUCGCCAUGGCAACGAGAUCCAGACAGGUUGGGAGUGUCAAGGCGUCAUUGUAACCUUUCCGCUAGGGGGCAGCAGAAGCUCUGCAGCACACCAAUUGCUCAGGCAGACACGGUACCGGUACUUCAGGUGUAACCUAUAUUUUCGUCUA
Molecule: messenger RNA, 3963 nt
Organism: Astrephomene gubernaculifera
Lineage: Eukaryota; Viridiplantae; Chlorophyta; Chlorophyceae; Chlamydomonadales; Astrephomenaceae
Source: the annotation of a GenBank genome assembly